Messenger RNA from Fomitopsis serialis, 1512 nucleotides. RefSeq lists its product as uncharacterized. The record is from RefSeq and is a predicted model, not a curated record. The transcript is spliced from 3 exons. Lineage: Eukaryota; Fungi; Basidiomycota; Agaricomycetes; Polyporales; Fomitopsidaceae. The coding region runs from base 1 to 1512 and encodes 503 amino acids.
AUGCCAGCCAUGACGUCUACCCCUCAUCGUGCUCUGUACUGCAAUGACAUACUCGAGGAGAUCUUUCUCAAACUACAGGAGCAGGAUGAAGAUGGCACGCGGUCGCUUGGCUCACUCGCCAGAGCUGCCGUAGUGUGCAGAGCGUUCUCGUCCUACGCGUUGGACGCGCUGUGGGCAGACGUCGACUCGCUGAAGCCCAUCCUACGAUUUUUCCGGUGCUAUGAUCUCACGAAUCCGAAGACGACGGCGUGCAUGGAGCGCACCAUCGAUGCUCAGUCGGUGUCGAGGUUUCAAGAGUAUGCGUGGCGCAUCCGUGCGCUGCAUGUCCACUCCGAGCACGACCAGAGCGCGCGCUCCGCAUUCCUCCUCGCCCUGUUCAGACAUGAACGUCAUUCCGCCGCUCUGUUCCCCAACCUGCGGCGCCUCCGGUGGCAAGCCCUCUUCCUGCCCGAUCCAGGCCUACAGCUCGUCCUAACCCCCUCUGUCCGCCAUGUCGAGCUGAAUUGGGACGAUCGGGACUGGAACGAGCGGUGGGAUGCGCCCGUCGAUGGGUCCGCAGUGAUCUCUCAGGUCCUGCAUACCAUGCAGAAGGAGCUGCUCGAUCUCGACGAGCUCCAUCUCAGCGGUAUUUGCGAAGCACUGACGUUCCCGACUCUGAAUCAUUGGACACAUCUUCGUGCCUUCGGCUCACGAGAUCUCACCGUCGACGUACCGAACUUCGACGUUCUCUCCCAAUUGGUGAACCUGCAGGAGCUACAGUUCUCGGCUUCAGACGAGGUCGCACACCAUACGGUCCAGAGUGGUUUUCUCAGUCUACGAUCCCUUAUCAUCUCCGGAUCAUCAGCCCGCAUCGCCUUGUCCCUCCCUUCGUUCCGGCACUCACCACACCUGCACACUCUCCAACUGCACACAGACUGGCGCGCACCGUCCCAGGUGGCGCCUCACCUCUUCCAGGCGCUCUCCGACCUGCGCCACAUCGAGCACUUCCUCCUCGACGCGGAGUCGAUCGGCAUCCCCAGCUUGACCGACAACAUCAGCCCGACCAACACCCCCAGCCUGACCGACGUCCCCGGACUCUGGCGCGGCCUCAAGACGUGCACGAUGUCGAUCCGCUGGCCGUACGGACAAGCGCUGUCGCUCCCGCUCGAGCUGCUCCUCGCGUUCGCGCGGCAGUGCCCGCGCCUCGAGGCGCUCUCCCUACCCCCCCUCGACUUCCGCCCGGUCCUCCCGCCCAACGCGCCCCCGGAGACGGCCGUGCUGUCGCGGUCCCUACGCGAGCUGAAUGUGAGUAAUAUGGUCGACGGCGUGCAGUGGGAGUGGGAGGAGGCGCUGCCGCUGUUUGUGGACCGCGCGUUCGCCGCGCUGGACCUCCGGCGGAUGGCGCGGAGUGCGGAUAGGAGGGUCGAGAAGCCGUCGCCGCCGUUCGACGAUAAGUGGCUGCGGUGGGCGGCGGUCGUUGAGAAGGUGAAGGCGGUGCGGGAUAGACGGAGCGGGGGCGGGGCGUACCAGUGA